This is a messenger RNA of Arabis nemorensis, 828 nucleotides long. The record is from the annotation of a GenBank genome assembly. NCBI's taxonomy places the organism in Eukaryota, Viridiplantae, Streptophyta, Magnoliopsida, Brassicales, Brassicaceae.
AUGGAUAUACAUGAUUUAGAAGCGGGAAGAGGAAGAUCUUUAGCUUCUUCAAGGAACAUCAAUGGAGGUAAACAAGACACAACACAAGCAGUAGCUUCUGGUAUAUUUCAGAUCAACACAAUCGUCUCAACUUUCCAAAGACUAGUCAACACUCUCGGUACUCCUAAAGAUACACCAGAGCUUCGAGAGAAGCUGCACAAGACAAGGUUACAUAUUGGACAGUUAGUAAAAGAUACAUCAGCUAAACUUAAAGAAGCUAGUGAAACUGAUCAUCAAAGAGGUGUAAAUCCAAAGAAGAAGAUUGUUGAUGCUAAGCUUGCGAAAGACUUUCAAGCUGUAUUGAAAGAGUUUCAAAAGGCGCAGCGUCUCGCUGCCGAAAGAGAAACCGUAUAUGCUCCUCUCGUGCCGAAACCAUCUCUUCCUUAUAACUAUACAGCAAGUGAGGUUGAUGUGAAUGCAGAUAAGCAUCUAGAGCAGCGUGCGGUUCUUGUGGAAUCGAAAAGACAAGAACUUGUACUGUUGGAUAAUGAGAUUGCUUUCAAUGAGGCUAUUAUUGAUGAAAGAGAUCAAGGGAUACAAGAAAUCCAGCAGCAAAUUGGCGAGGUGCACGAAAUCUUUAAAGACUUAGCAGUGUUGGUACAUGAUCAAGGAACCAUGAUUGAUGAUAUUGGUACUCACAUCGAUAACUCCCACGCUGCAACUGCACAAGGAAAAUCUCAUCUCGCAAAAGCCUCAAAGACACAAAAAUCGAAUUCUUCCCUGAUGUGCUUGCUCUUGGUGAUUUUUGGUAUCGUACUCCUGAUCGUUAUUAUAGUGCUCACGGUUUGA